Messenger RNA from Archocentrus centrarchus (flier cichlid), 1261 nucleotides. Its product is annotated as 1-phosphatidylinositol phosphodiesterase. Gene Ontology annotation, molecular function: phosphoric diester hydrolase activity. Bases 164 to 1138 code for a protein of 324 amino acids. Gene Ontology annotation, biological process: lipid metabolic process. Lineage: Eukaryota; Metazoa; Chordata; Actinopteri; Cichliformes; Cichlidae. The record is from RefSeq and is a predicted model, not a curated record. The transcript has 4 exons.
CCUCAGCUCCUCCUCUGUGUUAUUUCUCACAGUAAUAUCCCAGGUCACCACAGUCUGCCUUUGACACCUCCACUUUUCAGUCUCUCUGUCCGACGUACCCAGACUGGACUGAGGACAUACCCCCGCUGGUUUCAGGACUGGAAAAUCAGACACGAGGAGCAACAUGAAACAAGAUCCAGUGCACACGUUUUUAAUCAAGCUGAUCAUACUGCUGGGAGUCAUUAGUUUGAGUAUUGGUGCAACCCAGAGACCUGACUAUGAUGACACAUCCAACCCGGAGUUCCUAAACCCAGCCUGGAUGGCCAACAUCCCUGAUGAUCGACUGCUGUCUGAGGUCACCAUGCCUGGGACCCACAACACCAUGGCCCUAUAUGGCGGUGUGUAUGCAGAGUGCCAGAGCUGGAACCUGGCCUCCCAACUCCGUGCUGGGGUUCGCUUCCUAGACAUCCGUGUGCGUCAUGUCAAUGGAAACCUCACCAUCCAUCACGGGGUGUCCUACCAGCGAGCGCACUUUGGACAUGUCCUGGAGGGAGUGACUGACUUCCUGCGCGAGUAUCCAACCGAGACACUACUAAUGCGCCUGAAGGAGGAGUUCAGUGAGACAGAUGACAUCUACGGUGCUGUGGUAGACUACAUCCAUCGCUACGCUCACUGGGACCUGCUGUGGCACAGCCGACUCGUGCCAACCAUGGGCGAGGCCCGAGGGAAGCUCAUCGUCCUGCAGAACUUCAGAGGGCCAGACUUGGGCAUGCGUUAUGAUUCAAUGGACAUAGCUGAUGACUGGAAGGUGCCCACACUCGCACAUGUGGAGGAGAAAUGGCAGAGUGUCUAUAGCCACCUGGAGGCUGCACCUUCAGGAAACAAAGCACAGAUUUUUCUCACCUUCAGCAGUGGAGCAGGUGUGUUUGCGCACCCCAGGGCUGUCGCACAGCGCAUCAACCCACAGCUAUAUGACUACCUAGGGGACAAGACGGACCUGAACCAGCGCUUUGGAAUCAUAUGCAUGGACUUCCCCGGUGCUCCUAUCAUUCAAAUGAUCAUUGACUUCCAAUUAAAAGGGGUCUUUAAGAGAAAGCAGGCCUUUAACCCAAAAUUUAGCAAGGCCCAACAUUUCCUCACUGACAAAGUAGUUAAUUAAACAUUUUGCUGCUAAUAUCUGAACCAGACUCAGCUUGACAAAAAUGAUUAUGAUGUAAAGUUUGCCUGGGAUUAAAUUUAUAAUUUGCAAAAGAUAUCAGGAAUAAAAUAAAUGCAGCACAAA